GUGCCGAGUGAAGAAAGUUGUGUCGUCUGUGAUCGUCGUGCGAAAUUGUUUGUUUUAUCGUUGAAAAAUCCGGAUUUUCGGGAUAAAAACUAUUGCAAAACGGAAGUGAAACUCCUGUGCACGGUUUUCGUAUGAAAUUUGGUGGAAAUUGAACGGAUUUAAGGGAUAAAAGGCGAUUUAGUUUUCAGUCGUCUCGUUUUGUGUUUUUUUUUCGUGUGACCAGUUUGUUGAGUUCUUGUAACGGUGUGUGUGUUGAAUUGAUGCGCGUACGCGCACUGAACGAUUACAUCACUCACACACAUAGCAACCCGUGAAAAGUGUGCGGAAAACAACAAGUCGAAAAGAGGGACUUGGUUUCUGUCUUUUCCUGAACUGCGGGGACUGUGUCCUCCCGAGAGAAGCGAAUAUCGUGUGAACAGCAAACGAGAGGAUCAAGGUGAAACUAUCAAAACACGCCGGCCCCUACUAGCAAAAAACAUCAGAAAUGGAUAUCGGCGACGAUCGGGUUUAUGCCGCGGAAAGGAUCAUGAAGAAGCGGGUCCGUGCGGGCAAAGUCGAGUACCUAGUCAAGUGGAAAGGAUGGAGUACCAGGCACAACACCUGGGAACCGGAGGAGAAUAUUCUCGACAUUCGGCUAAUUGAUAUGUUUGAGAGAUCCAUCCGUGGGAGCUCAACUCCGAAACGCAAAAAGAAACCAAUUAUCGAGGAUUCUGACGAUGACGACAUACCGGCCCCUGCUCCGGCUCUACCCGCUUCUUCUAAUGUCGUACCUGCAUCUACACCGGCAACGAUAACACCUAAAAUCGAACCCGAUUUGGACAAGGCAGAAAAACCGAUCAUCAAGAAGGAGAAAGAAGAUAAGCAUGUCAAACGAGAGAAGGAAAAAGAAAGCUUCGAUUCCACCGGAAAGAUUGGAAGUUCUUCAAAGUUGCAAACGUCAAGCAUGAGCCUGAGUUCAUUGAAAGAGAAAUCGAGUUCUGUUGAAUCCGGAAGUUUGUCUCCCGUUACUGGGACGAAAUCAACUGGACCGCAUGUUCCAAGUCUAAAGAUAUCGAUAUCUUGCGAACAGGCCGAUAACGAUACAGCAUCUAACAGCAGUGAUGAUCAACCGUUGAGCCACAAGGACUUGGCUGGUACCAAGCGAAAGGCUGAAGUUCUCUCCAAGGAAGGCAAAGUUGGAGUCACCAUCAAAACAUCCCCUGACGAUAGCAGCGCGGCCAAAACACAAAGGCUCUCGGAACCAACGCCAAAUUCAACCGUUACCCCAGUAACUUCCGGUCCCAAGCCGGACUUAAAACCGGUAGCCCCUCUAUCUCCGGACACUCCGGCAUCACGACCCGAAUCAAACAUUCCACCGGUUGAAACGCCAGCAGCCGCGCCAACCGCUGCGGCCGCCGGUGUCCCAGUGGAUGUUGCUGUGCCCCAGAAUGUUGCCCCAGAAGACAAAACCCCGAAAAAACCGAUCUCGAACGAUUUCCCCCCGGUCAGCAAUAAUAACACUAUCAACAAACACCAGCACCAUCUUACGCUAUCUCCAAGAGCGGCCCCACCACAGUUAUGGCUUCCGCGGGCCCAAGUCACAAAUCAAGUUUUCAUCACCGAUGUUACGGUCAAUCUCGAAACCGUAACCAUUCGGGAAUGCAAAACCGAACGGGGAUUCUUCAAAGCUAGGGACCUGAAGAGCGACAUUGUUAACUAGAAAGCAGGUUGAUCUUGUAAUUGUAUAUAGUUUUAUCUCUACGGACAUACACAUACCCGGUAAAAAUAUCUACUUUUUUCGGCAAAGUUGCCUCUUGUGUAUAGAGAGGGAUGAUUUACGUUGGCGCGCAUUUGGAUUAGUUAUCCAAACAAGCAUACAAAAACAGAAUGAAACGCUUAGACUUACUGAAAGAUCUAGUGAUAGUGAUAGAAAACUGAUACUAACAGUUGCUAGGAAUACGAAAAAAACCCACAUACAAGAAAACAGACAAAUGAAACAUGAUGCUAUUGAUAUUGAUAUAAAUGUUUAGUUUGUAGCAACUCUCUGAUACACAUAACACUAGGAAGGAUAUUACCCAGCUAUACUAUUGUUGUAUUUCUCUACUUGAAGUCAUAUCGUGUAACACUGACGACGCAGUUUUAUCAACACCCCCAAGGGUCUUGAUGACCUCGAUAAGUUGUAUUAUUUUCCUUAGUUUCCAUUAUUUUCGGUAGUGCUGCUAGCCGUGUUACUUUACGGGAAAAUCUACUGUUUUUCUAUCAUUCUAAACAGCGGUAACAAUAAAGAACAUACAUUUAUGUUCUCUUUAGCUAGUAAGAUUUGUUACAUAAGUUAUCUUUAAAUAAUUCAUCCAAGCUAUGUAGCAUUGUAAGUUUUCCUUUUGUUUUUAAGUCGCAUCCCAUGGGAUAGCCGCUGGGUGUACGAAGCAUCAUUCAAGGAGAAUCAAACGUUUUGAAACUAGUAAUUCUCGUUAAUUUUAUAUUUGUGAAUAAAACAAAACAAAGAAUCUAAAUUAUUCUCCCCUUUGACCAAAAAUUACAACUUUAUUUAGUAGUCUCGUCUAUUUGUCCUUUAUUUAUUAAAAACGAAACGAAAAAAAAACAAGCAAAAACUACUUUUAGGUCUCUGAGAGAAUUUAUUUGAAACCCUUUAAACUGUAAUCGAAAAAUAAGCAUGGAUCCAGGUAAAAACAGCUAACUAUUACGCCCACUCUUUUAAUCGACAUACUGGCACUAGUAUUGGAGUACAUUAGAAGCAACACACAAGAUAAGCAUUCAUAUAUUCACCCCCUACUUCUAUUAAUUAUACAUGAAACAGUAUGAACGUAUUUUUCUCUUAGUUUAUAGAGGCAUUGUUACAGUAUAAAAGCAAACAACAAUAAAAUCAGCAAAUAAGUAUUUAAAUCAA
Messenger RNA from Uranotaenia lowii, 2887 nucleotides. RefSeq names its product polycomb group protein Pc (gene Pc). Bases 485 to 1699 code for a protein of 404 amino acids. The record is from RefSeq and is a predicted model, not a curated record. NCBI's taxonomy places the organism in Eukaryota, Metazoa, Arthropoda, Insecta, Diptera, Culicidae. The transcript is spliced from 2 exons.